AUGGGCUCGGGAGGCAAAGAAACCGUGAAUGACGACAUGAUCAGGUUUUUCUUAGAUCUUCACAACGAAGAACAGGAUUGCAUGUUGGAGAAAUACCUUGUUCAAGAUGAACCGGUGAUUUUCUACCCCUCAAUUCAGCCGCUAGACUUGAAUCCGCGGGUUGCGUAUGGAAUACUAUUGUUGCAGCGACUUGCAUUGUGUCAAAGUGAGCGCAAGCUUGAUCUCAUGCGUCGCGCUAGAGAGAUGUUUUACAGCAGGAAUGAAUUUCUUCUAUGGUGGCACGGCCUUGGGGAUUUUCUUAGCUGUGUCCCCACUGGGACAAUUGAGGGCUGUACAGUGGACCUCACCGUGCGCAACGUUACUGUCCGGUAUGACAUGAGCGAAGACCAAAAGGAGUGGCGCGGCAAAGAUUUGGUUACUGAGCUGGAAAAACUGUUUUGCCUUACCAAUGCAAAUAGUUUAAGGAUUGAGAUCAUUGGCGGAGGGACACCUAAUGGAAGCGACAUAAGGACGCAGCUGCUUCUCAAAGAUAUCUGUUCGAUCGUCAAAAGGCUUAUAGCCCAUUUCGGUACCCGUUUUGAAAUCCAGAAAGGGUCUGGAGAAUUGGCUCUUCUCCCCAGCCUUGAUGUCUAUCCCUUAACGCCAUACUGGAAAAAGCCCGAAAGCCCAGCCCGGGAGAAGUGGCACAAAGGUGUAGCCGAAUUCACAGAGAACAUGCAGGUGCAGGUAGAAUCUUGGCUUUCUGAAAGUAUCGUUCGCGAAGGCAGCAACGAGCCCAAAGAUUGGGGUAUGGUGGGGCGCUGGGAAACGCAGGACUCUUUGCGUGCUUUGUUCGCAGAUACUGGGGACUGGUUUUUAAGUGAGGGCCUCUUAUUGCAGGAUGAUAUUCUCCCACCGGAGUGUAUCCUUCCGCAGGAGAGCCUGCUGUGGGAAGCCCUUCUUUGA
Molecule: messenger RNA, 945 nt
Organism: Trichoderma virens Gv29-8
Lineage: Eukaryota; Fungi; Ascomycota; Sordariomycetes; Hypocreales; Hypocreaceae
Exons: 1
Coding region: 1-945 (314 amino acids)
Source: RefSeq, a predicted model, not a curated record